AUGACCUUUCCACCACCAGAAUGGAAGAAUAGCGCCAGCUGCUUUGCAAGAAGAUUCGCAGCCCUCAAUGACCGCAAGGCUUGGGACUCAGCAAAGAGCACCAUGGUCGACACUCAACCUGAUUGUGGCGAUGGGCUCUUCGGACCGGUGGUGUUCUCCUCCUGCCGGGGAGGCUUCGACUUCACAUUAUUGUUCGAGCAAAGUAUAUUGACGGUGACUCCCGCGGCAUGCUUUAUUGUACUCGCGAUUCCGCGCCUCGCUGUGUUGGCGAGGAGACCUGACAAGGUCGACCGCACAGCUCUCCAUGGUGCCAAGAUUGCUGCCUCUUUGGCUUUCACGAUAUUGCAACUCGUUGUUCUCACCCUGGUUGCUCAAAGACAAGUUCUAUCGCAGAAAUUCGCCAUAACGGCUGGCGUGCUUGACCUGAUAGUCGGCAUUACUAUCGUGGCAUUGAGCCAUUUCGAGCAUGUCAAAUCCAUCCGGCCUUCAUUCUUGAUAUUUCUAUACUUGUUAUUAUCCCUCCUCUUUGAUGCCGCUUACCUUAGAACUCAGUGGCUGGUAGCUUCUGGCAAAGCGUUGGCCGGGGUCAUGACCGCCUCCCUUGUGGUCAAGAUUGUCCUCUUGGUUUUGGAGUCUAUUGAGAAGAGAGACAUGUUGAAGCAGAGUGAAAAGCGACAAGGCCUUUCCUCCGAGAGUACCAGCGGGCCCAUCACGCGUGGCUUCUUUGCCUGGCUCAAUGGUCUAUUGAGACAGGGGUUUGCCACCUUUCUUACUCCCGAAAGACUUCCCUCUAUAUAUGAGAAGCUGGCGGCCGACAGAGUCCAUUCGCGCUUUGAUGAGGUGUGGAACCAGGCUUCACAACAGCACAAACACUCUCUGUUCUUUGCAGUACUGAGAUGCUUGAAAUGGGAUAUCGCGGCUGUGGUCCCGCCUGGACUGGGCGUCAUCGCAGCAUCCACCGUCCAGCCUUUCCUCAUAUCCAAAGCUGUGCUUUUUGUCGAAAGCCGUGGCGAAGCGGCCAAUCCAAACAAUGGCUACGGCCUAAUCGGAGCUACUGCGCUGAUAUUUAUCACCUAUGCGAUUUGCAGGUCGUGGUUUGAUCACGUCGGCUACAGAGCGACGACAAUGCUUCGCAGCGGGAUGAUCUCCCUGAUCUACCAGAAGAUGAUGGUCCUGCCUCUGGGCAACGUCAGCGAGUCUGGUGCCAUGUCUAUCAUGGGAGCCGACGUCGAAACUCUGGCCGAGACAUUUCACAUGGUCAUUUGCGACACUUGGUCGUCCACCUUGCAACUCGCCAUAGCUAUCUGGCUGCUCGCCAAGCAGAUUGGCGCGGUCUGUAUUGCUCCGCUGAUAGUGUCUGUUGCGUGCACUGGUGUUACCAUGUAUAUGGGGAAAUACAUGACGCUGCGCCAGAAGAAAUGGCUCGAGGCAAUCCAGAAGCGAGUCAACUUUACCACCGAGGUCUUGGGCUCCGUCAAGAGCGUCAAGAUGCUCGGCCUUACCGAUACGAUGUCGAGGAUCAUUUCGACCCUGCGGACUGCCGAAGUCAAAUGCACAAAGAGUUAUCGGUAUAUGUACGGCAUCAAUAUCUGCAUUCGUAAGCAGCCAAACCAAGCCACUCUUGAUCUCGUGCGAGUUGCUAAUGUCCCAUUACUGCUCAUAGUGAACGGCCAGGUGAUAGUCUGUCAGACCCUGACAUUCACCGCGUAUGCCAUCGCAGCCAAGCUCCAAGGCACCAAGUCUCUUUCGGUGAACCAGGCGAUCACUUCGCUGUCCAUUCUCAACCUGGUCGUGUUUCCUCUGGCGGUGUUGAUUGCCGCACUGCCCCGAGUGUUCAGUGCAUUCGGGUGCCUGCACAGGAUCCAAGACUUCUUGAUGCAGGAAUCGCUGCGGGAGCGGAGGACUGCUCUGGAGAAUAGGCGCCAGAGCUCGAGUGAUCUGUCUCUGUUCAACCAAGAUUGUGGGACACAACUCCAGACGAUUCCACGCGAAGAUGAGACCUCGGCCAAGGAAGCUGUCGCGAUCACUCUUAGGCAUUGCAAGCUCGGCUGGACACCGACUUCUUCCACUGAAAGAGGUAUCGAUAUCACGUUCCCUCGCACCGCCGGAGGCUGGCUGGCGAUGGUUGUUGGUCCCGUAGGAUGCGGGAAAUCGACAUUCCUGAAAGGCCUCCUCGGCGAGACAACGCAGCUCGAUGGGGAAAUGCGGAUCUCGAACUUUGACGUGGCGUUCUGCGACCAGUCGGCAUGGAUCAUCAAUGGCACGAUACGGGAGAACAUCAUCGCGCAGUCGGGAUUGUUGGACGAAGAAUGGUACUCGUCGGUAGUCUAUGCUUGCGACCUGGACACCGACUUUCAACAGCUACCUCGAGGAGAUGCAACACUGGUCGGCAGCAAGGGCGUCAAGUUGAGCGGGGGACAAAAGCAGCGCAUUGCCAUUGCCAGGGCGGUCUACUCUCGGAAAAGGAUUGCGAUUUUCGACGAUGUCUUUAGCGCACUCGACAAACUCACGGAGCAAAAGGUAUUCGAUCGCGUCUUCGGCCACAAUGGCCUGCUUCGUCGAGUCAGAUGCACGGUCAUCUUGUCGACGCAUAGUAUAUCACGGCUGCCAGAGGCAGACGCAAUUAUUGCCCUAGGCCCUAAUGGCAAGGUUGUAGAGCAAGGACAUUACAAUGAGCUGAAGAGCUACAGCGGCUACGUUGCAAAUCUGGACGUCUCUACGGCCGGCACACAGAAGUCUGUCGAUGAACCUGAGACUGGCGCCGGGGUCGACACCACACUCGACAAAGUCCUCACGCCAACUACUGAAGCAGAGGAGCAGACUCUCCAAAGGGGAGCCAACGCUUCCGUUUGGCGUUAUUAUGCAGCUUCCUUGGGCUGGGGCCGGAUUUGCCUCUUCGGGGGUUUCCUAGUCCUGAACUCGGGCUCUGGUGCUAUUCGAUACAUCUGGCUUACAUGGUGGGCGGAGGAGAGUCAGGCCAACCCUGAGACUAGUCUUGGGUAUUGGCUUGGUAUGUAUGGGGCUCUUGGCGUCCUCGAGCUUCUUGGCCUUUCCUUGAGCUGCUUUUACAUCUAUUGUUCCGUCAUGCCUAGGUCGUCCAUGAAUCUACAUUCCGUCAUCCUGAACGCGGCCUUGGGUGCACCUAUGUCUUUUCUAUCCAAGACCGAGACGGGACUGCUUGUCAACCGAUUCAGUCAGGAUCUACAACUGGUAGACAAUAUCCUACCUCGAGCAGUCUUGGUUACUGCAUUCCAGGCUGUUGACUCCAUUGCUCAAGCUGGUCUGGCGAUCGCAGCAGUACGAUACAUAGGAAUCUGCUUCCCCUUGCUAUUUGGAAUACUUUACUUCAUUCAGAGAUUCUACCUCCGCACUUCGAAGCAGUUACGUAUCCUGGAGUACGUAGGCCCUAGGUGCAAGGCUCUUGAGCGACAGCUAACCACCAGUCAUCUCAGACUCGAGCUCAAAGCCCCGCUAUAUUCUCACUUUAUCGAGUCUUUGAACGGCCUGGUCACCAUUCGCGCCUUUGGAUGGACCAGCAAAUACUUUCGCCGGACUUUGGAUCUCAUCAACGCGGCUCAGCAGCCGUACUACCUCUUAUUGUGCAUACAGCGGUGGUUGGUUCUGGUACUGGAUCUGAUCGUAGCCAGUCUCGCUGUGCUCCUCACGACUCUUGCCGUCGUUCUGCGUUCCAGGGUGGAUCCGGGCCUGCUGGGACUUUCUCUGGUUAUGAUGAUGACCCUGGGUCACACGCUGGCAUCCCUCGUGCAGUUCUGGACUGAGCUGGAGACCUCUCUCGGGGCUAUCGCGAGGAUCAAGACCUUUCAGGAGGACACGCCAAAUGAGGCCCUCCCAGAUGAGAUUGCCAAUCCCGGGCCGACAUGGCCUGCAAGUGGUGCUUUGAGAUUGGAAAAUUUGUCUUUGAAAUAUAGGCAAGGUUUCAGCGAAACCGCGGCACCAGUAGUGGAUAAUAUCUCCCUCACGAUACAACCUGGACAGAAAGUUGGCCUGGUGGGACGGACUGGAAGGCGCUUGAUGGCCCUCAACAGUGGCAAGAGCUCCCUCGUGCUGUCCCUCCUUAGCAUGAUCGACGUUUCUUCCGGCACCAUCACCCUGGACGGCGCAGACCUGGGAACCAUCCCAAGAGCACUGAUACGGGAGCGCCUGAGCUGUCUGACGCAGGACCCGUUCAUCUUCACCAGCAGCAUCCGGCUCAACGCCGACCCCCUGGGCCAGUCCUCGGACUCGGACAUAGUCGCGGCGCUGCACCGCGUCGGGCUCUGGAGGGUCAUCGAGGGGAAGACGAGGGCGGACCGGGGCGAGGCGGUCGACCCGCUCGACGCGACACUGGACGAGAACUUUCUGUCGCACGGCCAGCGGCAGCUGUUCUGCCUCGCGCGCGCCCUGCUCAAGAGGAGCUCGCUGCUCAUACUGGACGAGCCCACUAGCAGUGUCGAUUCGCAGACCGACGCCCGAAUUCAGCAGCUCCUUCGCUCCGAGCUCCAAGGGUGCACCGUCAUCAUGAUCGCGCAUCGACUCGACAGUCUGCUCGACUUUGAUACCGUCGCCGUGCUGGAGAAGGGCCGGAUUAUCGAGGUCGGCUGUCCCCGAGAUCUCCUGACAUCAGCCGGGAGCGCAUUUGCUCGCAUGUACUACGCCAGUUCGGCACAAGUGGAAGAGAAGGACCUAUCCUGA
Thyridium curvatum is the source of this 4692-nucleotide messenger RNA. RefSeq lists its product as uncharacterized. Gene Ontology annotation, biological process: transmembrane transport. NCBI's taxonomy places the organism in Eukaryota, Fungi, Ascomycota, Sordariomycetes, Thyridiales, Thyridiaceae. The transcript has 17 exons. The coding region runs from base 1 to 4692 and encodes 1563 amino acids. Gene Ontology annotation, cellular component: membrane. The record is from RefSeq and is a predicted model, not a curated record. Gene Ontology annotation, molecular function: ATP binding; ATP hydrolysis activity; ABC-type transporter activity.